Messenger RNA from Procambarus clarkii (red swamp crayfish), 1649 nucleotides. Lineage: Eukaryota; Metazoa; Arthropoda; Malacostraca; Decapoda; Cambaridae. The record is from RefSeq and is a predicted model, not a curated record.
ACCUGGCAAGAACUGGACGCCAUGUCGGUAGCUGGAGCUGGAUGCCAUAUCCGUAGCUAGAGGUGGACGCCAUAUCGGGAGCUGGAUGCUAUGGUGGUAGCUGGAACUGGACGCCAUACGAAUGGCUGACGGACAACAAUCUAGCCUCUCUUGGACACUUCAACUUUUCUAGUGCGGAGCCAAGACAAAUGAGGUUCAAGAAGCAGACGACGCUGCGUGUGGCGGUGGAACACUGGGAACCUCAUGUCAUAGUCCAGGAACAUGAGGGCAUCGUCACCAUCAGUGGACCCAUGGCACACCUCCUCACUGUUCUUUCUCGCGCCAUCAAUUUCAAAUACACGCUUGUGCGGCCUCCGGACGGUGCGUGGGGCGCUCCUGACAGUAAUGGCGUCUGGAAUGGCAUGAUUGGAAUGGUUAAGCGCAACGAAGCAGAUCUGGCACUUGGACCCUUUGGCCUUACGGGAUCACGAGCGGCGGUGGCAGAGUUCUCACAGCCUAUCAUAAUCGACUACUAUAGGAUCUUGGUUAAGCGAGGCUCGGCCAAACCCGAUCCUUGGAGCUUUCUUAACCCACUGAGACCCACGGUGUGGCUUGGGUUCCUCCUGUCCUUCUUGCUAGUAUGUGUGGGGCUCGCGGUCGGCGUCUUCCUGGGCUGGGAAAGGAAGAGAUGGAGCAGCUCCAGAAAGCUCUCCCUUACCUUCGUCUACUCAUGGGAACAGUUUGCCAAUAUGUGUCAGCAGCGCACGCUUCGCAAUCCUAGCGACAUAUCGUUAAGGAUGGUGGUGUGUGUGUGGCUGCUGGCGUUGUUGGUCAUCUUAAGGAGCUACUCCGGGGCUCUCACCUCCCUCCUGGCCGUCAGGCAGAUCCCUGUCAAGAUCGACACACUCAGGGACCUCAUCGACGCCAAGGAAUAUGGUCUCAUCUUUGAGACGUCUACGGCAAUGUCAGUGUAUAUGAAGGAGGCAAAAUCAGGAAUCUUCGCCGAGUUGGAGAAGGUGAACAAGAAGGGUCGGUCUCAGUUCCUCAUCUCCAGCCUCCUCUUCAACGCCGCCUUCACUCUGGUCAGGUCCAAGAACUACGCUCUUCUUGUAGAGGAGACUACCAUUAAAAAGAUUAUAUCCGAUGACUUCUCCAGCAAAGGGAGGUGUGACUUCUACAUGGCCAAGGAAACCUACUUUCCCCUCAUCUUCUGCAUCAUCGCCCAUAAAGGCCUACCCAUCAUGCCCGCCGUCAAUUUCUGGAUCCAAGCCCUGGUGGAGAACAACUUGUACAAUGAGUGGAUCGGUAGGGAGCUCCAGAAUGCCACCACCUGCCUCAAGGCUCCCACCACCAUCACAGUCAACGAGCCCUACAACAUGAAAGGUCUCUGGGGAGUGUUCACAAUGCUGUUCACUGGACUGUGCGCCUCUACCAUCAUGUUCCUGUAUGAGCGUGUAGCUCACUGCUGCCCCACACACCAACACUCACACUGGUGAUUGACUAUAUAUUGUUGCCACCAGUGAUGGAUUAUUGGUUAAUCAUAAGUUUCCCCAUCAUACCUCCAGUGUGUUCCAGUUGCCAGAACAACUUAUCUAUAUAAAAUAAAUAAAUCUCAAUCUAUAUAAAUAAACAAAUAAAAUAAAUAAAUAAUAAAUUAUGUAAUAGAACUU